Molecule: messenger RNA, 3741 nt
Organism: Zalophus californianus (California sea lion)
Lineage: Eukaryota; Metazoa; Chordata; Mammalia; Carnivora; Otariidae
Gene: RNF183
Product: ring finger protein 183
Exons: 2
Coding region: 2683-3714 (343 amino acids)
Biological process (GO): protein ubiquitination
Molecular function (GO): ubiquitin protein ligase activity
Source: RefSeq, a predicted model, not a curated record
UUUCAGAUAAUUUAAAACAAACAAACAAAAUCCACCUAUAAUCUCACUCCCAGAGAUAACCACUGUUGACAUUUUGGUGUUUGCUUUUCCAGAUAUUUUUUCCAUGGCACACAUAUGCAGGAUAAUUGAAUAAUAUCAUGAUAUGGCUUUAUUACUGGUUCUUUUUGCUUAAUUGCAUAUCACAAACAUAUUUCCGUAUUAAUAGAUGUUUUAGCACAUCAUUUAAAAAAAGAUUUAUUUGAGAGAGCAGGAGGGGGAGGGGCAGAGGAAGGAGAGAGAAUCUCAAGCAGACCCCCUGCUGGGCAAGGAGCCUGACGCAAGGCUCGAUCUCAUGACCCUGAGAUCAUGAACUGAGCCAAAACCAAGAGCUGAACGCUCAACCGUGUCACCCAGGUGCCCCUUAUCACAUCAUUUUAAAGGCUGCAGAAUGUCUCUUCAUGUGGUUGGAGCAGAAUGUCUUUAAUUAGCGUCCCACUGUUGACGGAGUAUGUAGUUUUCCAUACUUCACUGGUAGAGCCGUGCUUCUACGGGCAUCCCUACAAUCAAGCCUUUGCACAGGUCCUUGAUUAUUUCCAUGGGACAGAUUCCCAGCAGGGGAACUGCUGGAUCAAGGCUAUUACCUUUCAAGGCUUUUGAUAUGUACUCAAGGUGCUAUGGAUACACUCUGGAAUUCAGAGCUCCUUAAAGCUCAACGCAGAAACCUUUCUCAUGGCUUCAAAGUCAACUUUGAUCUUUCCUGUCUCUCAAAUCCAUUUGCAGGGAUAAUUGCCCAUCUCAUAAGUAGUCUUUGCUGGGCGCCAGGCUCUAAGAGUUUUACCUUCAGACAUACUACUUUCCUCUUCAGAAGACACUGAGGCACAGGCUAAGCAAUUCAACUGGGAUCACAGCCCUGAGAAGUAGUGCCUUUGGGGUCAUGAGCCUCAAUAACAUGGUUCCAGAACCUAUGUUGUUCACUGCUUUUUGGGAAGUGCUUUUGAUUUAAUCUCCAGAGAUGGUUUUUAUUCCUUCCCUUGGAUCUUCUCUGUCAUGGCCUUGUCUAAGUCAAGCACCACCAUCCCAGCCUGAAUGAUGAAGUCCCUCAUGGUCUUUUACUUCCACUCUGUCCUUUUUAGUCUGUUCUCUGCUCUGCAGCUGGAAUGCUGUUGUUGUUAUUAAAGAUUUUAUUUAUUUGAGAGAGAGGGAUUGAGAGAGUGCACAAGAGGGGGUAGGGUCACAGGGAGAAGCAGACUCCCCACUGAACAGGAAGCCUGAUGCGGGACUCGAUCCUGGAACUCCAGGCAGUUGCUUAACCAACUGAGCCACCCAGGCACCCUAAAGAUUUUAUUUUUUAAGCAAUCUCUACACCCACUGCACCUCAGGCUUCUUUCACUUCCCGAAUCUGGCAGAGCCUUUUUUCACCUUGGGGCUUCGGUACAUGUUGUUCCCUUGGCCCAGAACGUCCUUCCUCCACGCUGUGUGGCUGGUUUCUUGUUGUCCUUCACAUGCAGCUUUCAGACCCCCUCUUUGCAGCAACCCUUCCUGGUGGUUUCCUAUGGAGGCCGUUCCCUAAGCCCAUUUUCCUUUCUGUCCUUUGUAGCACGCAUUACAUAUUUAUUUAUUACCCACUGCUCACUAGACAUCUUUUUCCCUCAUGACACUCUAAAUGUCAUGAGGUCAAAGUCAUGCCUCUUUGGUUCACCAUUGUUUACCCAGUGCCUAGUACAGUUCCGGACAUGCAGUUGGUGCUCGAUACCUUAAUAACUGUGGAAUGACUGGUCCACAGAAGACAUUUGUAGGUAAGGAUCCUUGAUAAACUCCCAGCUUCGGCCAGAGCUGUUCUAUCCUCCUUCUUCAUCCCUUUGUUUCCUCCUCCCUAUGUGGAGCAGUGAAAGAAGUCUAGAAGGAAACCCGGAAGCCAUGGGCAGGAGAGUGUCAGCAGGUUUUGGUUUCAACUCAGUCAGGGCGGAUGGUGUCCUUGGAGGCACACCAGGGAGACUUGGUUCCCCCAAACCCCCUGCACGCUUCCUGGAUUCCUACGAGAGACUCCUGGCAUGAGGAAUCUCCUGAUCAGGCGCUAAACACUUACUAUGUGGUGAAUAACAUACAUCCAGCAGGUGGUACCGCUGCCUAGCUGGGGUACCUUGGGUGAGAGCCACUUCUUGCCUCCGGAGCGUCAGCAACGUGAGUGCUUAGGAUGGAGAAGUGGUUUUUCAACUUUUUUUGUCCCCCCCUCAGCAGCUCAACUCUUCAACUUAAUUCAAGUGAUCGAUAGGAGAAAAGCUAGGUGUUUCUGACUGAAAUGGGGAAGUGGGGCUGGAACUCUCCUUCCUGACUCCCUAAGUCCCCAAGGGCGGGGAGAUGGCCAACCUUUCUUUGGCCAUCUAAGACCUCAGGGGUCACUGCCUGCCAGGCUGAUUGUCCGUGUAAGAACAAAGAUGGCAGCAAGACUUGCGUGGUUACAGCUACUUGGGCACAUUAAAUUAUUAGGAAGGGAGGGUGCCUGGCUGGCUCAAAGGACCAUGUGACUCGAUCUUGUGGUAGUGAGUUCAAGCCUCACGCUGGGUGUAGAUGUCACUUAAAAAUAAACAAAUUUGCUGAGUCUGCGGUGCAGAGAUUUUAGGCUGUGUAGCAGAUAAACUUCAGAGCCCCUUUGUUAGGAGGAGGUUUUAGCCAUUUUAGAAAAGAAACGAGGGCCUAGGAGAGAUGCCCAGAGGCUCAUUUACCCCCCUCCACAAUCUAGGAAAAGGAAAUUGCCACCCCUACCUUCCUAGGCCAUGGAUCCCAGGUCUUGAAGAGACUGCCCACAAUCUUGCAGAUGUUUGGCUUCCACGGUUGGUUGUUUGCCACACCCUGGGGGAACUCUGGUCCCCCACCUCCCUACCCCCUGCCACCCAGGCAGCUCUGUGGCCUGUGCUGCAGGUAGGUGUGCUCAAGAGGCUGCAGACCAGGCCACCUGGCAGCUCCAGGUGCUGUGUGUGUGUGCUGCCAUGGAGACAGGCCCCAGGGCUGGUGGCUGGUAGAGAGAAGGCAGUCUCCCAAAGCUGUGUGGAUUCAGGAGAGGGAAAGACUGGAGCCUUGGGUCCUUCAGGUAGUCUGCCUGACCACCUAGUACCAAGGAAGCCCAGGACAUUCCUGCCAGGCCUCCCGGUGUCUCAUCUGAGGAUGGCGGAGCGGCAGGGCCAGGAGCCUGAGUGCCCUGUCUGCUGGAACCCCUUCAACAACACAUUUCACACCCCCAAAGUGCUGGACUGUUGUCACUCCUUCUGUGUGGAAUGCCUGGCCCACCUCAGCCUGGUAACUCCAGCCCGGCGCCAGCUGCUGUGCCCACUCUGUCGCCAGCCCACUGUGCUGGCCUCUGGGCAGCCGGUCACAGACUUGCCCACAGAUACCGCCGUGCUCACCCUGCUUCGCCUGGAGCCCCACCACGUCAUCCUGGAAGGCCACCAGCUCUGUCUCAAGGACCAGCCCAAGAGCCGCUACUUCCUGCGCCAGCCCCGGGUCUAUACGCUGGACCUAGGCCCCGAGCCUGGGAGCCAAACGGGAGCCCCCCAGGACGUGGGCCCUACCACCAGGUCUCUGCCCAUUCCCAUCCCCAGCCACUACUCUCUGAGGGAGUGUUUCCGCAACCCUCAGUUCCGGAUCUUUUCUUACCUGAUGGCUGUUAUCCUCAGUGUCACUCUGUUGCUCAUCUUCUCCAUCUUUUGGACCAACCAAUUCCUUUGGGGUGUGGCGUGAGCACUGCUUCUGGGCAAGGAACCACGC